Peronospora matthiolae is the source of this 1095-nucleotide messenger RNA. NCBI's taxonomy places the organism in Eukaryota, Oomycota, Peronosporomycetes, Peronosporales, Peronosporaceae. The record is from the annotation of a GenBank genome assembly.
AUGGUUGGCCUAGGGCCGAGUGAUCAAGGACGUGAUUCCUUUGAUGUGUGUAUGGUGGCACGUGAAAUUACACCGAGUGCGGUCGGCCGUGAGAGCACCGCACCGAAUGUCGGUAAUGACAUUUUUGGCCAUAUGCCAUUUAGUGUGGGCGGCCGUGAGGGCACCACGCUUAACGCCGGUAAUGGCGUUGUUGGCGAUUCGCCAUAUGGUGUGGGCGGCCGUGAGGGCACCACACCUAAUGUCAGUAAUGACAUUGUUGUCGAUACGCCGUAUAGAGUGGACGGCCGUGAGGGCACCACGCUUAACGCCGGUAAUGGCGUUGUUGGCGAUACGCCGUAUAGUGUGGGCGGCCGUAAGGGCACCACACCUAAUGUCAGUAAUGACACUGUUGGCGAUACGCCGUAUAGUGUGGACGGCCGUGAGGGCACCACACCUAAUGUCGGUCAAGACAAAAGCUCUCGUGUGGAGCGUGCUAUGGUUGGUAGUAACCAUGGGGACAAUAUUGUCCCGACCCCUAAGGGGAGUAAGGUCUCGAAGAGACAAUCGAGACGCCGAGUAGCAGCUGUAAAGCGCCAGGCGUCCUCACAGUCACAUAGUGAGAUUAGCAAUACACUAUAUACACUUGUUAAUGGAGUGACUGGUCAGGUUAAUGGCAACGUGAGCCUCGAAACCCUUCCAUCUGUGGACGCUCUGUGUGAGCUAGACGAAAUGUCUGAUGGCGAGUUUAGCCAGGCCUUAAAGGCAGGAGAGUUAUCCGAGUUAGCAAUCAUUAGACCUAAUACUGACUUAAAUUCUUCCUCGUUAAUGGAUGAGUCUGUCCUAGAGGAUACAAAGGCGGCACUUAGUGCACGAAGUGGAUCUUCGAUCCUUAAAGAUCCUUUGGAUCCGUUCUAUCCUUUAGUCAAGGAAUUUCAAGAUGUGGUGUGUCACAACCCACCUUCUGCCUUACCUCCAGAUAGAGGUGUACGUCAUGAGAUUGAAUCAGUUCCUGGAACUAAAUACUGUGUAACACGGCAGUGGCCUUUGCCUAAAGAACAGUGCGACGUCAUUGACGAUUUCUUUCGUGCUAAGCACGCGGCUGAAAUGGUUUGUUAG